CAAAUACUAUCAUUCACCCUCUGUCAGAUUGUCAUUCUCUGCUCUCAUCUUGCCAGUUGUUGCGCUGCCUGUGUCUUGCCUGUUACUUCUACUAGAGGUUUUUUUGUGGCCUCUCUCCCUCAGUUUAGUUUGCUUCUUUUUGUUUGCUGCCUGAGUUAUUUUUGCUGCUUUAAAUAAACUUUGUUUUGGACAUUCUGAUCUGAGUCAUGACUACAUGUUCAGACACAGAAAACAAGAAGCACAACAUAGUUCUGAGUUACUUCAUACCUCCUGUAUAAUAAAGCACAGUGGGAGCAGUUGUAUCAAAACGGCUAAGUUAUAUUGAAGGAGACUGCAAGAAAAAGAGAGUGAGCGAGAACUCUAGCAUGGAAACCUGCAGCUAGGGAGGUGUAAACAGUUUCCACAGAGUGACCAUGACUGAGUACAAGCUAGAGGUGACGACAGGUAACCUGCAGCAUGCAGGAACAUGGGACCACAUAUAUGUCACUCUGUUUGGGACUGAAGGGCAGAGUGAGAGAACCGAGAUGGACAACUGGGGCCCUGACUUUUCAGCUGGCACAACAGGGACCUACAUCCUGAAAACCGGUUCAUCUCUGGGGAAACUUCUGCUGGUUAAAGUGGAGAAAGAUCCUUUUUUGUUUCUCCCAGAAGAUGAGUGGUACGUCUCCAAAAUAGUGGUGACGACUCCAGAAGGAGAUGCCAUGCUGUUCCCCUGUUACAGAUGGAUCUCCAGGGGAGAACUGGUGGAGCUGAGAGGAGGCAGAGCCAUGAAGGGUUUUGAGGAGGACCAUUCCUUGUUGAUUGAGCACCGUAAAAAUGAGCUGAUGCUUAAAAAGAACUUUUACCAAUGGAAGAUUAUGGCUGAAGGACUACCCAACGUCAGCCAUUUUGAAUCAAAGUCUGACCUCCCAGCUGAAAUCCGCUAUUCUAAGUCCAAACAAGAUGAAGCAGAGGAUUCAAAAAAACUAAUUGGCAUUGAACUAAUGAUUAAGGGGCUGCUUGGAUCCAAGGAAAAAUGGGAAAGCUUUGAAGACCUGAAAAAAAUCUUCUGGUACAAAAAGACAACACUGUCAGAGUAUGUUGCAGAGCACUGGAAGGAAGAUGACUUUUAUGGUUACCAGUUUCUGAAUGGAGUCAACCCCACCAUGAUCAAGCGCUGCUCAGAGCUUCCCCCAAACUUUCCAGUCACAGAGGACAUGGUGAAGCCGUUCCUGGAAGAGGGAAGCUCUCUGAAGAAGGAAAUGAAGAAAGGCAAUAUAUUCCUCUAUGACCAGAAGAAGAUGGAUGGAAUAACCCCAAGAGACAACAAUGGUGAAACUUUGCAUGUGACUGCCUGUCUCGGUUUGUUCUACAUGAACCCAGCAAACAAACUGAUGCCAAUUGCAAUACAGUUGCAUCAACAACCUUCUGAGGAGAACCCCAUCUUUUUGCCCAGUGAUUCAGAGACUGACUGGCUGCUUGCCAAGAUGUUUCUGAAAAAUGCAGAUUCCAUGGAUCAUGAAUCAGUCCAUCAUACCUUGAACACUCACUUUCUGGCAGAUGUCUUUGCUGUGGCCGUUAUGCGCAGCUUCUCAGUGAUUCAUCCGCUCUACAAGUUGCUGAUUCCACACUUCCGGUACACUCUCUUUGUAAACAUCGGAGCCCGCAAAAUUGUUUUAGGACCUGAAGGGAUUUUACGCUUGUGUUCACUUGGACAUGAAGGAAUGACAGAGCUCAUGAAAAGGGGUUUCCCUGAAACGACCUACAGCUCUCUGUGUCUGCCAGAGAACAUCACUGCACGAGGACUGGAGUCCAUACCCAACUUCUACUACAGAGAUGAUGGAGUGAAGCUGUGGAACAUCAUCAACAGCUUUGUGAAGGCAGUAGUGGAGCACUUUUACCCCUCAGACAGUGAGGUGCAGAAAGACACUGAGCUGCAGGAAUGGAUCAGUGAGAUAUUCACACAUGGCUUCUUAGGAAACAAAGACUCAGGGAUUCCAGCAGACUUUCAUACUGUUGAGGAAGUGAUCAAGUUCAUCACCAUGGUGAUCUUCACAACUACGGCUGGUCAUGCUGCAUUGCACAAUGGGCAGUACGACUACUUCUCCUGGGUGCCCAAUGCCUCUCUUCUGCUGCACAAACCUCCUCCAACCACUAAGGGGCAGUCAAGCAUGGAGACAAUUUUGGAGGCCCUCCCGGAUGUUGGAGACACAGCCCUCUUUUUAACACUGUUGUGGCUGUUCACAGACAAAUACACAGAUACUGUUCCCUUGGGUGCAUACCCUGAGGAACGAUUCGAUGAGCCUGUCCUGAAGCAGAUGAUGAAGGGAUUUCAAACUGAAUUGUCCUACCUCAGUGAAGCAAUUACACAAAGAAACUCACAGCUUGAUGUUCCCUACACAUAUCUGAACCCUACUCAGAUCGAGAACAGUAUCACUUUUUAAGAAAGCCUGAGGGAGCCAUUCUGCUUGAGAUGAUCAUAACCAUGCAUUCCUGAACAACCUGUCUUGCAUGGUGGGGGAUGUGUUAUUGUAGGUGAGGUGUUAUAGACAGUUAUUGGGUUAUUAGAUUAUAUUUUGGUUGUCUUAUGAUAUGCAUUUUUAUCUUUCUGCAUUUGUGACCAGUAUCAAUAACUUUUUCACACCUGUCUUGCAUGCUGGGUUAUGUGUUAAGAUUAUCUUCUAGGUUGUAAAUGUUUAUGUAUCAGUUAGGGCAUAAUUCAUCUGCUGAUCAAUGAUGGUUAGUGCAACAAAACGUAACUGUUUGUGUGAUUAGUAUCUAACUCAUAAUAAAACAAGAAAUUGUCUUAAGGGUUAUGGUUAGCGAAAACCGUGGACAGGGCGCUCGUACAGGCCUUCAUCAGGAAUUCUCUGCAAAUGAUUUUAAUGUUGUGAAAAUAUACUAGCCAUGCAAUAAAGGCUUUUUAACUUUUGCCACCAUAA
This is a messenger RNA of Centropristis striata (black sea bass), 2921 nucleotides long. Its product is annotated as hydroperoxide isomerase ALOXE3-like. The coding region runs from base 414 to 2423 and encodes 669 amino acids. The transcript has 15 exons. Gene Ontology annotation, biological process: linoleic acid metabolic process; lipid oxidation. Lineage: Eukaryota; Metazoa; Chordata; Actinopteri; Perciformes; Serranidae. Gene Ontology annotation, molecular function: oxidoreductase activity, acting on single donors with incorporation of molecular oxygen, incorporation of two atoms of oxygen; iron ion binding; protein binding. The record is from RefSeq and is a predicted model, not a curated record.